This is a messenger RNA of Hibiscus syriacus, 3035 nucleotides long. RefSeq names its product protein NETWORKED 2D-like. The coding region runs from base 32 to 2887 and encodes 951 amino acids. Lineage: Eukaryota; Viridiplantae; Streptophyta; Magnoliopsida; Malvales; Malvaceae. The record is from RefSeq and is a predicted model, not a curated record. The transcript is spliced from 2 exons. Gene Ontology annotation, molecular function: actin binding.
GACAGAAGAAAAGUAAGGAAUUUGAAAAAAGAUGUUGCAAAGAGCUGCUAGCAAUGCAUAUUCAUGGUGGUGGGCUAGCCAUGUCAGAACAAAGCAGUCAAAAUGGUUGGAACGUAAUCUUCAAGAGAUGGAGGAAAAGGUAAAAUCUGUGCUUAAACUCAUUGAAGAAGACGGAGACACCUUUGCGAUAAGAGCAGAAAUGUACUUCAAAAAGAGGCCAGAAUUGAUUCGUUUCGUGGAAGAAUCUUACAAAGCUUACCGUGCGUUGGCCGAGCGGUACGAUCACUUAUCAGCUGACCUGCAAACUGCCAACACCACAAUUGCUUCCGUUUGUCCCGAUCAAAUCCAGUUCUCUAUGGACUACGAUGGCGAGUAUGGCUCCUCGAGGUCCCCGGUCGAGUCUCCGGAAAACUUCAUAGGCAAUAUCUCCAUGGUUCCGGAGCUACCUGUCAAGGGUUUAAUAACAGCAGCUACCAAGAAAAUGCAACAUAAGAAAUCAUCAAAAGAUGCUACCAUUGCAGUUGCUAAAUCUGGAUCGAUGAAAGCGGAGGGAAUCGAAGAGAUUGAUAGGCUUCAUAAACAAGUCCUGGCAUUGCAAACCGAGAAAGAGUUUGCCAAGAGUUGUUAUGAGAGUGGAUUGGCGAAGUAUUGGGAAUUAGAUAAUGAGAUAAACCAAAUGCAACAGAAAAUUUGUGGUUUGGAAGAUGAAUUUGGUGAAGGUAGAGUCAUUGAAGACAAUGAGGCUCGAAAUGUUAUGGCCGAAACAGCUUUAAGAUCAUGCGAAGAGACAUUGGUUCGGAUGCAGGAGAAACAUGAAAGAUCGGUUACGGAAACCAAAGUGGAGAAGAAAAGGAUUGAGGAUGCCAGGGAGAAGUUGUUUGUACUCAAGAACAAGUUUGUCUUAAACGAAUUCGGCCUGGAAAAUCCAUCUGCCGCAGAAGAUGGGGAGUGUGAAGGUACCAAAAAGAGAAUGGACAUGGAGUCCUUAGUGGAUAAGAUGAAAGAGAAGUUUGAGGUUGGCCUCGGUGAAUCUUUGAGUGUUGCAGAAAUGGAGGACAAGAUUGAUGAACUUGUGAACAACGUGCUCAACUUAGAAACUGCGGUCUCAUCUCAGUCGGCUCUUAUCGAGAGACUAAGGGUAGAAACUGAUGAACUUCAAGCCCAGAUUCAGGCUUUAGAUGUUGAUAAAUGCAGCCUUGCUGAUGGAAAAAUCCACUUGAUGAACAAGUUAAGGAAGAUGGAAGAGAAGUUGCAUUGGGUUCAGGACUUGAAACAGAUUGUAGAAGACCGAAACAAUGAGCUCCAAACUCAAUUUACUGAAGCACGUUGUAAUAUAGAUCGCCUUUCGGUGCAAAUGCAUAAUGUCAAAAUCGACGAGAUCGAAUCAUCAGAGAACAAGAUCAAUGAUUGUGACAAGAUGCCGAAGAAGGUGAAUGCAGGCCAGGAGUCUGAGGUUGCUGAUGUAUCAGAAAGGGAGAACUCUCCAGCUGAUGUCAAAUCCGAAUUGGAUACUGAAAAGCAAAAGGACAUGAACCAGCAAGCAAGUGAUGGAUGUGGAAUUUUACCGAUUGUGAAACUGGAGAUGGCUGCGGUCUCUGUUCCAUCACGAAAAGAAGAGGACACUCUUGUUUCUGCCAAUGAAGGCAGUGUUAGUCAUGAAACUUCUAAGCCUUCAGAGAAAUAUGAAUACCAGAUAAAAGAGCAAGCUUCUUCAAUGACAGUGCGGACUCUUGCCGAAAAUGAAUCGAAAGAACCCAAACGAGGGCCCGAGGAGGAGCCAUAUUGGAAGCAGUUAUUCUUGGAAAGUAUGGACAACAGAGAGAAGAAUAUAUUGAUGGAACUCAUUACAAUGCUUAGGAACUACAAGGAUACCAAGAAAAAGCUCAUGGAAGUAGAGACGAAUAGCCAGAAGAGCCUGUCUGAUAUUAUGUUGCAGCUAAAGGAACUGAAGAACAUUAAUGCAAUGAAAGACGAAGAGAUUCUAUCCUUGCGUCAGGAAUUAAACCUUUCUCGAACAGGUCUCGGUGAAAACAACAAUACUGAUCAGUAUGCUGAACCUAGAGUAAGUACUGAGAAAUCGAUGGUGGUUGAAACCUCACUGGUUUCACCAUCCGAAGAGGAAGUAAGAGAAGACAUUGGGGAGAUGCUCCAUAAUCAAUCUCAAACUCUUUCAGAAAUAGAAGAAAAGUUCCGUAUGAAAAUCGAUGAACUGCUAAAUGAGAACUUGGAUUGCUGGUUCAGAUUCAACACUGCAGUCCAAGAGGUACUGAAGUUUGAGAAUGGAGUGAAGCGUAUACAGGUUGAGGUAUUGAAACUCGAUGAGCGAAAAAAGAAGGAUGAAAGUGGCACAGUGAAGUCUCCAUUAAUAUCGGACGUGCAACCAUUGUACCAACACCUGACAGAAGUUCAGACAGAACUGAAUACUUGGGUUGAAAGAAGCUUAUUACUGAAAGAUGAACUGAAGAACCGAUUUUCAUCUUUGUGUGACAUUCAAGAAGAGAUAACAAAGGAAUCGAAAGCAAGUGCUGCAGAUGAUGAUUUCAGGCUCACAAGUUACCAAGCGGCGAAAUUCCUAGGAGAGAUUUCGAACAUGAAAAAAGAGAAUAACAAAGUUGCUGAAGAACUCCAAGCUGGUUUAGAUAUUGCAAGAACACUGCAGCUUGAAGUUGAGAGGACUUUGGCAAAGUUGACUGAAGAUUUGGAACUUCCAGGAUCCAAGAACAAUCGAAGUGGCCAACAACACUCGGAUACUAGGAAUAGAAUUCCUUUGAGGUCAUUUAUCUUUGGUGUCAAACCGAAAAAGCAAAAGACAUCGAUAUUCGACUGCGUACACCCUGCACUGCAUCGAAAAUACAUUGGUCUAAGAUCGUUUUAUAGUAGCAAAUAGGUAAGCUGUUUCAUUGUGUUUGUUAGCUUCAAAGAUGCUUUCUUCGCUUUUAUCAAUACUCUCGCAGAAGACCACACUUUUUCCUUUUCUCAUUUUCUGUGUGAACUGGAAGAGCAUGUUUUCUGUUGGCUAAAUAUGUCUAUCUGUA